UCCAAGCUCUCGUGAAAACCAGAAUCAAUGGCGUCUUUAACCAUUAAUUCUUCCACCACCGUCUUUCCCAGCCACCCUACUCCCGCCGCCGCUCUUUCCUUAUCGGAGAACGACCAGUUCAGGGCAUGGACUCACGUCCCCACCGUCUACAUCUACAAAUCUCCGGCUGCCGCGGCCACCGCUGCCGUCCUCGGUUCCUUAAAAAACUCCCUCAGCCAAAUCCUCGUCCCUUACUACCCUCUCGCCGGCCGCCUCCGCUUGAUCGCUGGCGGCCGCCUCGAGCUUGACUGCUGCGCCGCCGGAGCCACACUCAUGGAAGCUUCCUCCACUGCCAAGCUCGACGACUACGGCGACUUCGCACCCUCCGAUGCUCUCCGACGACUCGCUCCCAACGUCGAUUACGAUAAUUCUCCCAUCGAGGAGGUACCGAUGCUGCUGGUUCAGGUGACGAGAUUCAGCUGCGGCGGGCUUGUCGUCGGCGUCACCUUUUCUCACACUCUCGUCGACGGGGCCUCCGCCAUUACGUUCAUCAACUCGUGGGCGAGCAUGGCGCGCGGCGAGAAAACGGUGGACAGUAUUCCGCAGCCGUUUCAUGACAGGAAGUUUUUGCAACCGCAGAAGCCGGUUCCUCCACCGCGGUUUCACCAUGGUGAAUAUGAUGAACCACCGCUUCUCCAUGGAUACUCCAAUGCCGAGGAGGAGGAGAAGAAAGAAUCUGUUUGUGCAUUGCUAAAACUUACAAAGGAACAAGUUGAAAAGUUGAAAAAGAGAGCAAAUUCGAACCAACCAAAUCCAAAUACAACUAAUCAAAACAUGGCAAUGCUUGAUCAUGAACUGCAGCCACGACCAUACAGUCGAUAUGAGUCUAUCACUGGAUACAUGUGGUUGUGUGCAUGUAAGGCCCGUAACAAUGCUGAGAGUAGACAGCCGACAGUGGUCCGUAUCAUCGUCGAUAUAAGUCGACGACUAAGGACACCCAUCCCCGAAAACUUCACUGGAAACUCAUGUCUGAUCACGAUAACACCGCAAUGCAAGUUUGGUGAUCUGAUGACUCAACCACUAAGCUAUGCUGUUGGAAAAAUAAGAGAAGGAACGUGGAAGAUGACCGACGAAUACGCAAAGUCGGCAAUGGACUUUCUGGCUAGGAAAGAGGACAUCACCUGGGCAAGAACAUUGCACCACUCCAUAGUUCGGGUCAAAGGUUCAUUUUGGGGCAACCCGAAUCUAGCUUUAGGGAGUUGGAUGUCGAUGCCGUUGUAUGAUGCAGAUUUUGGGUGGGGACGACCAUCUUACGUUGGGCCGGCAAUGGUGAACAGUGAUGGAAAGGCGUACAUCAUGUCGGGGCCAACCAAUGAUGGGUCGGUCAUCAUAGCGAUACGAUUGCAGACAAAGCAUAUGGAUGAUUUCAAGAAGUUCUUUUAUGAAGAUCUGUGAGAAACCAAGGAUCGAUCAUUAAUGGAAUAAAAUAGAAUAAUCUUUGCAUCUAACGAUGCAAGUGUUGUCGCCAUUAAUUUUUUCUUUUUACAAGUGUCUGAACUAGCUUUACGUGUACCUCAGUUU
This is a messenger RNA of Momordica charantia (bitter melon), 1560 nucleotides long. Its product is annotated as hydroxycinnamoyl-CoA:piscidic acid hydroxycinnamoyltransferase-like. Gene Ontology annotation, molecular function: acyltransferase activity, transferring groups other than amino-acyl groups. NCBI's taxonomy places the organism in Eukaryota, Viridiplantae, Streptophyta, Magnoliopsida, Cucurbitales, Cucurbitaceae. The record is from RefSeq and is a predicted model, not a curated record.